Messenger RNA from Didymella exigua CBS 183.55, 874 nucleotides. RefSeq lists its product as uncharacterized. The transcript has a single exon. NCBI's taxonomy places the organism in Eukaryota, Fungi, Ascomycota, Dothideomycetes, Pleosporales, Didymellaceae. The record is from RefSeq and is a predicted model, not a curated record. The coding region runs from base 194 to 772 and encodes 192 amino acids.
GAUGUCGGCACACUUUAUAUCACACAAUCUGACGACACCCUUGAGAGCGGUGUCCCGCUGGAAGAGUCUCUCACGGUGCCGGCUUCCGUGCUUUCCUUCUUGACUCGAAGCCAACCAAAAGCGGGCCUUCUGGAUAGAUGCGGUCUGCAUCAAUCAGCAAAACGAUAGAGAGAAGUCCCCUCAGGUGCCGAGAAUGAGAGACAUCUAUCUGCGAGCAAAGCGCACUCUUUGCUGGUUAGGUCCAGAGGCGGGCGGUAGUAUGGAGGCUAUUGCAUAUAUCGAGUCGUUGAACAAACUGUUCAGACGAAAGCUAGCGGAAUUAGGUUUUGGAAAAUUUACUAAAGACAAGGUUGAAAUGGGCAUUCCCUCGUUCGAACUCAAAGUCAAAUUGGGCGACCGCCAACUCGAAGCAAUAUGCAAGAUACUCGAAUGGCCGUGGUUUGAGCGAGCUUGGAUCGUGCAAGAGUGCUUUGUAUCUACAGAUGUGUGGAUCGUCGUCAGCAACUCAUCGGUGCGGUGGCACGCCUUGGUUGGGGCAUUCUCGCACCUCAUGCAAUUUGAACGCACGUUACUCGAGUUCUGCCCGGGCCAUGGGGUCUCGUACCUCAUAGAACUGAGAUAUGGCGAGAUUGAUUGGAAGGCUCAGAAAGACGUGGAAUGGUGGCGAGUGCUGAUCAGACAGCGUCAGUUCCUGUCUACAGACCCACGAAAUAAGAUCUACGCCUUCUACGGGUCACGGUGCGGAGAAGAUUUUCGUAGAAUGGCCAUCUAGCCUGACUACGAGGGGACAACUGCUGAAGAGUUGUACAUACAAUUGGCUUCGAGAGGACUCGGGCUUAUGAAGCAAGCAGAAAUCCUGAACGUUCCAAGGCUU